AUUGAAAAUGAAUCGUUUGGUAUUGAGCGUGGUGGCGCUGGUCGCCCUGAGUGCCUCCUGCCAGGGACACCCGGACAUCGACUUCCCCUUCGGACGGAUCGUCAACGGCGAGGACGCCGAGAUCGAGAGCUUCCCCUACCAGGUGUCCAUCCAGACGACCAAGGGCUUCCACUUCUGUGGCGGCAGCCUGAUCGACUCGGAGACCAUCCUGACCGCCGCCCACUGCAUGCAGACCUAUGCCGCCAACGAGCUGCAGGUUCGCCUGGGAUCCAAGUCCAGGAGCUCCGGCGGUGAGGUGGUCAGCGUGCGGGCCUUCAAGUUCCACGAGGGCUACAACAGCAAGCUGAAGCUCAACGAUGUGGCCAUCAUGAAGCUGAGCACCCCCGUGCGCCAGACCAGCAAGAUCCGGGCCAUCGAACUGGAGAGCUCCCAGCCCGUUUCCGGAACCCCUGCCGUCGUCACCGGCUGGGGCACCAAGUGCUUCCUCUUCUGCUCCUCCCCCGACACCCUGCUGCAGGUGGCCGUCGACCUGCUGCACUACAAGGACUGCGCCAGCAGCACCUACAAAUACGGAUCUGAGUCGGUCAUGGAGACCAUGGUCUGCGCCACCGGCGAGAAGAAGGACGCCUGCCAGGGUGACUCCGGCGGUCCUCUGGUGGCCAACGGCAAGCAGGUGGGCGUCGUCUCCUGGGGCCAAGGAUGUGCCUGGUCUAACUACCCCGGCGUCUACGCCGAUGUACCCUCCCUCAAGCAGUGGAUCGAGGAUACCAGUGCCUCGCUGUAAAAAAAUAAAUGCAAGAGUGCCUUUUUGUAAAAAAAUCAAUAAAUGCAAGAGUAUUUCAA
Messenger RNA from Drosophila suzukii, 843 nucleotides. Its product is annotated as trypsin-like. Gene Ontology annotation, molecular function: serine-type endopeptidase activity. Lineage: Eukaryota; Metazoa; Arthropoda; Insecta; Diptera; Drosophilidae. Gene Ontology annotation, biological process: proteolysis. The record is from RefSeq and is a predicted model, not a curated record.